This is a messenger RNA of Pelobates fuscus (common spadefoot toad), 5589 nucleotides long. RefSeq names its product IQ motif and Sec7 domain ArfGEF 3 (gene IQSEC3). The record is from RefSeq and is a predicted model, not a curated record. Bases 71 to 3430 code for a protein of 1119 amino acids. The transcript is spliced from 14 exons. Gene Ontology annotation, biological process: regulation of ARF protein signal transduction; actin cytoskeleton organization. Gene Ontology annotation, molecular function: protein binding; guanyl-nucleotide exchange factor activity. NCBI's taxonomy places the organism in Eukaryota, Metazoa, Chordata, Amphibia, Anura, Pelobatidae.
CCUCCACCCUCCUUCCCUGGUGCUGUCAGGCAGCUCGCCCAGUUCAGUGCUGCGCUGGCCGGCUCCCGGGAUGGAGAACCUCCUGGAGAACCCGGUGCGCGCCGUGCUCUACCUGCGGGAGCUGACCAGCAUCGUUCAGAACCAGCAGAGCCUCAUACAUACCCAACGCCAACGCAUCGACGAGCUGGAGCGGAGACUGGACCAGCUGGGUAGCGAGAACCGGAACCUUCGGAGCCAGCACCCACCGCAUGGACAGAGCCCGAGCAUCGGCCAGCACCCACCGCAUGGACAGAACCAGAGCCCGAGCCCCGGGCAGCCCCAGGGGCAAGUCCUAACUCCGAGUGCCGGGCAGCCCCAGGGGCAGGUCCAGACCCCGAGCACCGGGCAACCCCAGGGGCAGGUCCAGACCCCGGCACAGCAGGUGGUAAGCCCCGCUCAAAGCCAGGUGCAAGUCCUAGGGCCUGCAGAAACCCCAGGUCACCCCCAGGGGCGGAUCCAAACCCAGGGGCAUCAGCACCCCCCAGCUACCCCACCAGCCGAAGAUCCAGAUCCGGUGCCCAAGUCAUCUCCGCAGAUUCAUCAGCACAAGCCCCCUGUCUUGUGUAAGGCCAUCCUGGGCAGGAAAUCAGAGAGUGAGACAGUUUUACAUCAAUUCUGUUGUCCUGUUGCUGAUGCAGAACAAAAGCCAUCUCCCCCAAGUGACGAUUCAGCACAGAAGAAGAUUCUGUGUACAGCAUGGGUGGUUCAGGACAGUGAGCGGCAGACAAGUGAUUCUAGCAAGCUACCAGGAGAGGAGGAGAUCCUGAACAAGACAAGUCUUCACCACACAGGGUCACCAAUUAGAGUACAGAGAGGAAAGAAUGCGGCCACUUGCUCACAUGGCACCAAUAACUCAGAUUAUGAACUUUCGAUGGACCUCAAAAAUAAACAGAUUGAAAUGCUGGAACACAAAUAUGGAGGUCACCUGGUUUCCAGACGAGCAGCUUGCACUAUUCAGACAGCUUUCCGGCAGUACCAACUCAGUAAGAACUUUGAAAAGAUAAGAGACUCUCUGCUACAAAGCCGCUUGCCCAGACGUAUUUCCUUGCGGAAAGUCCGUGUGCACAAUCCAGAUAGUUUCCCUGCUGCUGAGAAGGCACUAUUAGAGAGCUAUAACCUGAUGGGUAUCCCUUUGGUUAGGUCUCCAUCUCUGCCAGCCACCAUCAGUGGAGCAUUAACUGAGCUGGAAGACUCUUUCACAGAGCAGGUACAAUCAUUGGCCAAAUCCAUUGAUGAUGCCCUUAGCACGUGGAGCUUAAAGACAAUGUGCGCCUUCCCUGAGGCAGGAGCCUACCAGAUCCGUGAGACCUUCAUGCAACAGAAUCCAGAGCUAGAACAAACCAACUUGGAGCAGAGAGACAGUGAAGAAGGGCAGCUUGGGACUUUGCCAAAAAGCAGCAGUACAUUGAUGAUGGCUUUCAGAGAUGUUACUGUUCAGAUAGACAACAACAACAUCUCUGUAUCAUCGUCCACAUCCCUCUCUAUGGCCAAUUGUCUGACAGGGGCUCAAACUACCAAAUGUGAAGAGGACAGGGUUUGUGAAAACAUGUCCUCAGAGCUUCCUUCUCAGGAGAGUUCCAUUCACGAUCCACAGCUUGUGCAAAACUCCUUCCCAGAGGUGAAUGGGGAUGGGCUAGGAAAGGAAUUGGUGGGUCCUUUGCCUACUGAGUCAGAACCGACUGACCUUUCAGAGCAGUUGAGCAGCAGUAGCACAUCCACCUCUGCCAAGUCUGUGUCUGAAGUGUCAUCAAAAGAGGCUCUACAAGCCAUGAUCCUCAGCCUGCCCCGCUACUAUUGUGAGAAUCCAGCAAGUUGUCGUUCACCUACACUCUCCACUGAUACCAUGAGGAAGCGACUCUACCGCAUUGGGCUCAACCUCUUCAAUGUCAAUCCUGACAAGGGUAUCCAGUUCCUGAUCUCUCGCGGUUUUAUCCCAGAUACUCCGAUCGGGGUAGCUCAUUUCUUGUUGCAACGGAAGGGGCUAAGUCGACAAAUGAUCGGGGAGUUUUUGGGGAACAGCAAAAAACAAUUCAACCGUGAUGUGCUAGACUGUGUGGUAGACGAGAUGGAUUUCUCCAGCAUGGAGCUAGAUGAGGCUCUGCGGAAGUUUCAAGCCCACAUUCGUGUGCAGGGUGAAGCACAGAAGGUGGAGCGUUUGAUUGAAGCCUUUAGCCAGCGUUACUGCAUGUGUAACCCAGACAUCGUGCAGCAGUUCCACAAUCCUGACACAAUCUUCAUCUUGGCAUUCGCUAUAAUUCUUCUGAACACAGACAUGUACAGUCCAAGCAUCAAACCAGACCGCAAGAUGAUGCUGGAGGAUUUUAUUCGCAACCUGCGAGCAGGGGUCGAUGAUGGAGCUGACAUCCCUCGGGAUAUGGUGGUCGGGAUUUAUGAGCGGAUUCAACAAAAAGAGUUGAAAUCAAAUGAGGAUCAUGUUACCUAUGUGACAAAAGUAGAGAAGUCAAUUGUGGGAAUGAAAAGUGUCCUCUCGGUCCCCCACAGGCGAUUGGUAUGCUGUAGUCGACUCUUCGAGGUGACAGAUGUGAACAAAGUUCAGAAACAAGCAGCUCACCAGAGGGAGGUCUUUUUAUUCAAUGAUCUGCUUCUAAUCUUGAAGCUCUGUCCGAAGAAGAAGACAUCUUCAACCUACACAUUCUGCCGAGCAGUACCACUACUAGGAAUGCAGUUCCAUCUCUUUGAGAAUGAAUACUAUCCUCAUGGGAUCACACUGGUUAGUCCUCUCUCUGGUUCGGAGAAGAAAUUGGUUUUGCACUUUUGUGCUUUGGGCUCCGAGGAGCUGCAGAAAUUCUUAGAAGAUCUGAAGGAAUCUAUUUAUGAAGUGACAGAGAUGGAACAAAUACGCAUUGAAUGGGAGCUGGAGAAGCAACAUGGGGUGAAGACCAUCCCCAUGAAGACAAAUGGGUCUCAGCUGGACACUCAGUCCAAGCAGGAGUCCCCCACCGGUAAGCGUGACCCACCUGAAAAGGACACAGACAGCACAGUUGAGGUGUCAAUUCACAACAGGCUUCAGACGUCCCAGCACAUCGGCCCCCAGGGGCCAGAGAAUGGAGCUCCGGGCAGCACGGCUCCUAACGGGCAGCGGGAGACCCUGCAGGCUGCCCCCCCCGACCGGCUCCUGCAGUGUCAGCAGAUUGUCAAGGUGAUUGUGCUGGACACACCUGGCCGGGCACUGCCCGCCCUCGACCAGACUGUGACCCGCUACCUGUCUGGGUCCUGUACCUCUACUCCCCUGCGCAGUGUGGGAGGAAAUGUCCACCAACCCCCUCUUCCCCCUCCUCCUCCUCCAUAUAACCAUCCCCACCAGUACUGCCCUCCGGGAGUCCUGUUAAGAGAGCGCAGGUAUUCUAGUGGCUCCCGGAGUCUUGUGUAGGCAUUGGGCAACCAUCUGCCAUCUUGGACUUCCCUUCCUGCACACUCAGUCCUUGCACACUCAAUGGAACCUGCACUGUAAAGCCUGUCAGUGAACACUGAUGCCUGCCCUUGCACAAUUACUUCCCCCCUGCAUAUUUCUAGCCAUCCCUAGAUACUCAUUACUUCCUAUUCACAAUCUCCUGUAUCCUUUACACAGUCAUCUAUACCCUGUCCUUGCACAGUCACCAGUACUAUUUUUAUGCCUUUGAGAGUCCCAGUUUGUGUAUUUUAGUAGGUUUUAUCUUUCUCCCAUGUGUUUUUACUGUGGAGAAACCUUUAUAUGAUCAGCACGUCCUGGACAAUCUAUUUCCACACCUUAUACUAUCCCCCAUUCCUCCCACACGUCACAUGGGAGUCACAUGUACUAUUGCUUAAAUGGAUUCUACAGCACCAGGGACUCAAAUGUGGAUGGACACAAAUCAAAAUGGACCUUGGAAGCUAUGAAAGAAGCCCCUUGCAUAGCACCAAUGGCACUGUGAGCAGUGGACGAUGGAGACAUGUUGGGUUUGGGGCAAAACCCUCUAUUAAAUGAGGUAUAACCAUGAUCUUCAAAGCAGGCUGGUAAUAACCAAUAUGCCGAACAGGGUAAAAAAUGUCAGGUUUUGUCAAAUGGGACACUGUGUACAAAGCAAUAAGAGGCAAUCCAAUACAGAGCUAAAUGGUUAUAUAUAAAGUAACACAUUGCAGCGGGGGAAAGUUAUGCUACCAGUGCCAGAGCUGGAAUGUUAUAGAGGUUUCUAUUACAGAGCUGGAACAUUAUAGAGGUUUUAAAUGACGGAGCUGAAACAUUAUAGCGGAUUUAUAUUACAGAGCUGAAGUGUUAUAAAGAUUUAAUAUCACAGAUCUGGAACAUUAUAGAGCUUUCACCUUACAGAGCUGGAACUUUAGAGGUUUCACAUUACAGAGCUGGAACAUUAUAGAGGUUUCCUAUUAUAGACCUGGAACUUUAUAGAGGUUUCAUAUUACAUAGCUGGAACAUUAUAGAUGUUUCCUAUUAUAGAUCUGGAACUUUAUAGAGGUUCCAUAUUACAGAGCUGGAACAUUAUAGAGGUUUCGUAUUACAGAGCUGGAACAUUAUAGAGGUUUCGUAUUACAGAGCUGGAACAUUAUAGAGGUUUCUAUUACAGAGCAGGAACAUUAUAGAGGUUUCACAUUACAGAGCUGGAACUUGAAAGCUUUCAUAUUACAGAGCUGGAACUUUAUAGAAGUUUCCUAUUAUAGACCUGGAACUUUAUAGAGGUUUUAUAUUACAGAGCUGGAACAUUAUAGAGGUUUCAUAUUACAGAGCUGGAACAUUAUAGAGGUUUCAUAUUCCAAAGCUGGAACAUUAUAUAGGUUUCACAUUACAGAGCUGGAACUUGAAAGAAGUCACAUUAUAGCGCUGGAACUUUAUAGAGGUUUCCUAUUAUAGACCUGGAACUUUAUAGAGGUUUCAUAUUACAGAGCUGGAACAUUAUAGAGGUUUUAUAUUACAGAGCUGGAACGUUAUAGAGGUUUCAUAUUACAGAGCUGGAACAUUAUAGAGGUUUCAUAUUACAGAGCUGGAACGUUAUAGAGGUUUCAUAUUACAGAGUUGGAAGACUGUUGUUGUUUCAAAUUACAGAGCAAUAAGGUUAUGUGGUUUCAUAUUAUGGGGUUAUAAGUUUACAGAGGUUUCACAUUGCAGGGUGGAAGGUUGUGGUGGUUCCUAAUUGCAAAUCUGACAAAAGCUCCAUAUGUAAGAGCUUGAUUGCUAUGUAUGAGAUUUCAGACUGCAGAACAGGGAUGCUGUAACUAUCAGAUUGUAAUCCAGGUCGCUAUUUCACUGCAGAGUAUACAUCUAACCCAAUAUCCCAGUGCUCCUCUCUUUUGCUAACUGUCAUCUACAUGUUAUCCCAUCUUCAUGCCUUUUUUCUCUGUUGUUCCAUAGCCCUGUUCCUGUUCUUGUCACUGCCCCUGUCCUUACCUAUUUGUUGCCUAAUGUAUGUGUCCUUCUUUAUUAACCCUCUCCAUGUUUCUUUGCUGCCCCGUGCUCUUGGCCUUAUUAUAUGCCUUUCUCCCUUUCCGUAUCUUUUGUUGCCACAUGCUCUUACAAUUCUUCGUUUCAACACUUCUCUCUUUGUAAUCCAAUGCUUUUUU